UGUGAAUGGCUUACACCGUACCAGUUACUCUGGCGAAAAAAUUACCGUUUGGGCUGAUGAAUCGGAUUGUUUGAUGAUGGUGAAGAAAAUAAGAGAGCGAACCAAAUCGAAAUUUACUUGCGUAAUUAGCACUGCAGUAGCAGCGAGCAUGACGGAUUACUUAAAAAGGAACAAGUUACCUGUACCAGAACAGACAUCUGGAGUAAUGGCAUUACUUCUGCACUUCCCAUCAAUAGAUCCAAUUAAACCUGUCGUAUUAGAGAAUAAAGCUGCUGGUCUUUGCUACUCGCUACCAUGCCAUACAUCCAACAAUAUAUUGGAUUUCUUACGAAAUGUUACAGCAUCAAUGAACGAACAGUUAAAAUACACCGAUGCCAUCAUUUCCUCCUUGCUGCUCAGAUACGCAAUGGGUUUUGUGCCAGUUAAAUUUAUUGACAAUUAUUUGGGAUUCGACGCUCAAACUUUCCUGCUCACCAACAUACCAGGUGGUUCUAGAAUCGAGAUGUUUGAUGGAUGCAUUUUGGAAAAAGUGGUCCCUGUAGCUCCCAAUGUCAAAGGAAUUGGCAUUUCAUUCGGAAUUAUCAGUUAUGAUAAUAAACUCCAAAUCGGUGUAACAGUAGACAAAGCUAUAACUACCAACCAAGAAGAAGUACAAAAAAUUGCAAACGACUUCUUUCGAAAUAUUCGCCUUCUAGACGUUGCAUCUAAAAAUAGUUGCUGAUUUAGCUGAAACUUUAAUUUAUAUUAUUUUUUAUGUGCUAGUUAUGUUUAUUAAUAGUAUGUAACUGUGAAUUUUAUAGGAUUAGAAUAUUUAUUAAAACUAGAAUUUAGUUCAAUGUCUUUACACAUGCUGACGUCUUUUUAUCUAAUGUAGGUUUAUGAAGGAAAUGAACUGUGAAUAAAGAAGAGAUAUUUGAAAA
Messenger RNA from Dendroctonus ponderosae (mountain pine beetle), 920 nucleotides. RefSeq lists its product as uncharacterized. Gene Ontology annotation, cellular component: plasma membrane. Gene Ontology annotation, biological process: triglyceride biosynthetic process. The transcript has 4 exons. NCBI's taxonomy places the organism in Eukaryota, Metazoa, Arthropoda, Insecta, Coleoptera, Curculionidae. Gene Ontology annotation, molecular function: diacylglycerol O-acyltransferase activity; long-chain-alcohol O-fatty-acyltransferase activity. The record is from RefSeq and is a predicted model, not a curated record. Bases 74 to 721 code for a protein of 215 amino acids.